Molecule: messenger RNA, 1116 nt
Organism: Lodderomyces orthopsilosis Co 90-125
Lineage: Eukaryota; Fungi; Ascomycota; Pichiomycetes; Serinales; Debaryomycetaceae
Product: snoRNA-binding rRNA-processing protein
Exons: 1
Coding region: 1-1116 (371 amino acids)
Biological process (GO): maturation of SSU-rRNA from tricistronic rRNA transcript (SSU-rRNA, 5.8S rRNA, LSU-rRNA)
Cellular component (GO): Pwp2p-containing subcomplex of 90S preribosome; small-subunit processome
Molecular function (GO): protein binding; snoRNA binding
Source: RefSeq, a predicted model, not a curated record
AUGGCAGACAAAGUUAGAUACUACUUGGAACAAUCGGUUCCCGAGUUAGAGGACCUCAAAGUCAAGGGGCUUUUUGAUAAAAAUGAGAUUACCAUGAUUAUGAGAAGACGAACUGAUUUCGAACAUAGAAUUACUGGACGUGGAAGCCGACCAAGAGAUUACCUCAAGUAUAGUGAAUUUGAAAACAAUUUGGAAAAGUUACGUAAGAAGAGAUAUGCCAGGUUGAGCAAAGUGGGGUUGAUUGAUACAAAACCAAGUAUAAGUGAUUGGGCUGGAGUACGUCGAAUAAUGUUCAUACUUGAUAGAGGAACAAAGAAAUUCCCUGGAGAUCAACAAUUAUGGGCAGAAUACUUAACAUAUGCUAAGGAAAACGGAGCAAUCAAAGUUGUCUACAAGAUAUAUUCAAGAUUGUUACAGUUGCAACCACGUAAUGUUGAUGCUUGGUUGUCAGCAGCCAAGUACGAGUUUGAAGUAAAUGCCAAUGCCAAAGGUACAAGAUUGUUGUUCCAGAGAGGAUUGAGACUCAACCCAGAAUCCACCACAUUGUGGUUGAGCUAUGCACAAUUUGAAUUGACCUAUAUCUCAAAACUCCUUGCUAGAAGAAAACUUUUAGGGUUGUUAACCGAAUCAGAGGAGAAGAAGGAAACCGAUGAUAUGAUUGUUUUACCUCAAGCCGAGGCUACACUUAAUCUUCCCGAUGCAGAUAUGAAUAUGCUUGGGAGCCCCGAAACAAACCCUGCUUUGAAAGGUGAUGUGUUUUUGGCUGUAUUUGAUGAAUGUGUAAAAGCCACGGGAUUUGACGUGGUGGAGAAGUUUCUACAAUUAAUUGACCAAUUUGAGGAUUUAGACAGAGAUUACUUGUACAAUCAUGUUCUCAACUACAUUCAAAAAGAAUAUCCAGAUGAUAUUAGGACAGUUUUCAUUGACAUAACAUUACCAAUACGGACAACUAAUGAAGGAUUGCAAUUAUCAGUCAACAAGUUUUUGGCGUACAAAGCUAAGAACCCAAAUAAGGAGCUAACUAAUAUGUUUACCAACAGAUUGAUGCAAAUUGAUGGCAAUGAUAAAGUAAAAUCAUUAAUUCAAGCGAUUAUCAAAAAGAUUAAUCCCGUUUAG